CUUCCGGGCCGGGCUCAGCACAGACCUGGAGCUCCUGCCCACCGGGCAGCCUUCCCUCUCUCCCCACCCAGGGAUGGCCGCCACGCUGGACCUAAACCACAGCUCCGUGUCUGAAUUCAUCCUCGUGGGCUUCUCCACCUUCCCACCACAUCUCCUGCCCAUCUUCUUCCUGCUGUUCCUGCUCAUGUACCUGUUCACCCUGCUGGGGAACCUGCUCAUCAUGGCCACUGUCUGGAGCGAACGCGGCCUGCACACGCCCAUGUACCUCUUCCUGUGUGCCCUGUCCAUCUCCGAGAUCCUCUACACCUUGUCCAUCACCCCGCGCCUGCUGGCCGACCUGCUCUCCACCCGCCGCACCAUCGCCUUUGCAGCCUGUAUCAGCCAGAUGUUCUUCUCCUUCAUGUUCGGCUUCACCCACUCCUUCUUGCUCACCGUCAUGGGCUACGACCGCUACGUGGCCAUCUGCCAUCCCCUGCGCUACAACGUGCUCAUGAGCCCCCAUGGCUGUGCCUGCCUGGUGGCCUGGUCCUGGGCUGGUAGCUCAGUCAUGGGGCUGGUGGUGACCAUGGCCAUUUUCCACCUCAAUUUCUGUGGACCCCGUGAGGUCCACCAUUUCUUCUGCCACGUGCCACCUCUUGUGAAGCUGGCCUGUGGAACUCACGUACCAGUGGUGGCCCUGGGCGUGGGUCUGGUGUGCAUCACCACCCUGCUGGGCUGCUUUCUCCUCAUCCUCCUUUCUUAUGCCUUCAUUGUGGCUGCCAUCUUGAAGAUCCCCUCAGCUGAGGGUCGGCACAAAGCCUUCUCCACCUGUGCCUCCCACCUCACUGUCGUGGUCAUGCACUAUGGCUUCGCUUCUGUCAUCUACCUCAAGCCCAAGGCUCCCCAGUCUCUGGAAGGAGACACCCUGAUGGGCAUCACCUACACAAUCCUCACACCUUUCCUCAGCCCCAUCAUCUUCAGUCUCAGGAACAAGGAGCUGAAGGCUGCCAUGAAGAAGACCUUCCUCAGAAAACUCUAUCCCCAGAGCUCCUGA
This is a messenger RNA of Odobenus rosmarus divergens (Pacific walrus), 1033 nucleotides long. RefSeq names its product olfactory receptor 10H1-like. Gene Ontology annotation, biological process: G protein-coupled receptor signaling pathway. NCBI's taxonomy places the organism in Eukaryota, Metazoa, Chordata, Mammalia, Carnivora, Odobenidae. Bases 74 to 1033 code for a protein of 319 amino acids. The transcript has a single exon. The record is from RefSeq and is a predicted model, not a curated record. Gene Ontology annotation, cellular component: membrane. Gene Ontology annotation, molecular function: olfactory receptor activity; G protein-coupled receptor activity.